AGACAUUCCCAAGACUCCCAAUUCUUUCGCUCGACUGAGACGCAAAAACCCCAGGGAUAAUUUCCUGAGAUCAUACCACCUCAACCCAGCAGGACACGACGCUCAGAUGGAACCCAUUGACGAAUUGAUUCAAGAAAGAGCUCAAAUGGAUGGCCAUCUAAUGGAUAUUAGGGCGGCUGAAUGCGAUGCUCCAGCAGUGGAGAGGUUAAGGCAAUGUGUCGAUAAAACACUUGCAAAGGUUGAUGAGCUUGAGCAGAAAGUGAAUGAGGUGGAACAGUUUUAUUCGUCCUCAAAUAAAAAGCAACCAAACAGUUCUAAAUGUGGCUCAAUUGCGAAGGAUAGGGACAAGGAGAAACUAAUUCCUAGCAUCAAGAGGCAGCAACAAGAUGCAGCACGGAGAGAGGCGGCUAGUGCAAAAAGGAUGCAAGAGCUUAUGCGCCAAUUCUCUACGAUAUUGCGCCAGAUUACACAGCACAAAUGGGCAGGGCCCUUUCUGGAGCCGGUAGAUGUUGAAGGUCUUGGCCUACAUGACUACUAUGAGGUUAUUGAGAAGCCCAUGGAUUUUAGUACAAUAAAGAAUAAGAUGGAGGCCAAAGAUGGCAGUAAUUAUAAGAAUGUCAGAGAAAUAUAUGCUGAUGUGAGGUUGGUUUUCAAGAAUGCAAUGACAUAUAAUGAUGAAAGUGAUGAUGUUCAUGUGAUGGCCAAAACUUUGUUGGCAAAAUUUGAGGAGAAGUGGCUAAAACUUUUGCCAAAAGUUAUUGAGGAGGAAACACGGAGAAAAGAGGAGGAAGCAGAGGCACUGUCAAACAUGCAGCUUGCUCAGGAAGCUGCUCAUGCAAAGAUGACUAAAGAUAUAAGUAAUGAGCUUUGUGAGGUUGAUAUGCAUCUAGAGGAACUCAGAGAAAUGGUGAUCCAAAAGUGCAGGAAAAUGUCAACGGAGGAUAAAAAAAAACUGGGUUCUGGCCUUAGUCGAUUGGAACCAGAAGAUCUCAAUAAGGCAUUGGAGAUUAUUGCUAAGAAGAACCCAAGUUUCCAAGCCACAGCCGAAGAGGUGGAACUGGACAUGGAUGCUCAGAGUGAGUCAACAUUAUGGAGGUUGAAGUUCUUUGUUAAGGGGGCAUUAGAAAGUAGUGGGAAGACUUCUAUGAGCAUGGGAGGCAAUGAUUACUCCAAGAGAAAAAGAGAAAUCUGUGAUGCUCUUGCCAAGACUGCAAAGAAACGAGGUAAAAAGCUCACCUCUUGAUUUAUAUAGAUUGUUUCAGUUUUGCUUCUCUUUAUCCAUGGUAGUAACGUGUCAACAAAAUUUUAAGAGAUGGACUUAUUGCGUGAAUCAAGUAAUUUUGUGUUUCA
This is a messenger RNA of Telopea speciosissima, 1350 nucleotides long. RefSeq names its product transcription factor GTE6-like. The transcript has 10 exons. Gene Ontology annotation, molecular function: protein binding. Bases 107 to 1243 code for a protein of 378 amino acids. NCBI's taxonomy places the organism in Eukaryota, Viridiplantae, Streptophyta, Magnoliopsida, Proteales, Proteaceae. The record is from RefSeq and is a predicted model, not a curated record.